Messenger RNA from Gregarina niphandrodes, 2283 nucleotides. RefSeq lists its product as hypothetical. Bases 1 to 2283 code for a protein of 760 amino acids. The transcript has a single exon. The record is from RefSeq and is a predicted model, not a curated record. NCBI's taxonomy places the organism in Eukaryota, Apicomplexa, Conoidasida, Eugregarinorida, Gregarinidae.
AUGAUGAGGAUGGCGGAUAAACUGAAGAAGCUGGAGGAGGAAAUGAAGAAGGUGGUAGAGGAGAAGGAGGAGGAAAUGAAGAAGGUGGUAGAGGAGAAGGAGGAGGAAAUGAAGAAGGUGGUAGAGGAGAAGGAGCAGGUUAUGAAGAAGGUGGUAGAGGAGAAGGAGGAGGAAAUGAAGAAGGUGGUAGAGGAGAAGGAGGCGGAGAUGAAGAAGGUAGUAGAGGAGAAGGAGGCGGAGUUGAAGAAGUUGGCGGAGCAACUAGCCAGCCGGUCUCGGAUGCCGAUUGAGACGCCGGGUGCCCUUCCUACAGAGCCUACUGAGGUGAUAGUCGAUAGUCAGGCGGCGUUCAAUGACGUGUAUAUUCAGCGACCAGGAUGUACCUCGCCUGCCCAGUUUGUAGCAAUUAUGCAAGGGGCCGCUGAUGACGAGGCUAGUACCUCAGUAGGAGCUCUAACGCAAUCAAGCGGCUGGGGCAAGUCGCGGUUAUUCGCAGAGGUUUGCAGGCAAUUCAUGUGUAUAUAUAUAAGUAUGGGUGAGAGCCUCAAUAACUAUCCCCGUAGGACCAAGAACUUCGCCCCGUUGGAAAGAAUCCUCAACUGCCGAGAAGGGACUGCUAGUGAUGUGGUGUGCCAUUUAAUGAUGUGUCUGGCUGGUUAUCUGACCGAGGCCUGCUCAGAUGACCGCAUAAUCGGCCUUAGCUCCGACAGUUGGUUUCAGUACCAACUGGACCACUGGUCGCCGUCCUACCCGGUUGAAGAGCCCCUGCCGCCCUUGUCAAUGGCCUCGGCUAGGAACACACUAAGCCGGGCGGUUGCGGGGUUCAAAACCCGUUUCUCGGUGCCUUACGUUUUAGUUCUAUGCGAUGAAGCUGCCGCGCUGUUGCAAGAUGCCAAUGUAGCCGAAAUUCAGAAGUUCCGUCUCUUCAGACGAGCUUUCACAGUCGCGGGAAUUACAGCCUGCUUUGCUAGCACGCAAUCGAAGGUGCAGAACUUCGCCCCCUCGCUCCACCGAGAUGACUCUCUCCGGCGGUACACUAGGGCUCAUGUGGAUGAACCGUGGAUGCCGGCGCCCAUCAUUGCUGUAAGCGCGCAUGAUGUGUGUGCCGAUACAGUCGCCUGGUCGCUGCCUCUUACAGACCUUCAUUCCUCUCAUACGCUGUCCCGGUUUGGCAGACCACUGUGGAUGGCAUUCUCCAAGCACUGCACACAGAGCUUAUCCUCUAAUACUGUUCUGUGUGCGGUGGCAAACAGCAAGCUAAACUUGAAGGUCGGUGCGCUGGGGGGAAUUGCUGCAGUCAUGUGUGUCGCCGCCAUUAAGCCGACCCCGAGCGUCGAGAUGGCCGACCAGCUCGUUCACAGUCACAUGGCCACACUGAUCCACGUUUCCAAGAACCGUGAGUUGCUUUAUACGAUGUAUCCUUCGGAGCCGUACUUGGCGGAGGCGUCUUGCCGAUACUUGCGUAAGAACAUGGCGGUUGCUUUGCGGCAGCUGGUUAGGGCUGUCGGCCAACAUGCGGUUGAUACUGGACUCGUUGGCGAGGCCGUGGCGAGGCUGUGCUUAGUGAUGUUGGGAUACACGCCACUCGAAAAAUCCCUGAUCUCAAUAAACAGCCUCUGGACUAGGAUCGAUGACAGUACGACUGAGAACGGCGCUGGGACUAGGGCCCUUCUCAACUUUAACCACUUCGCUCGGUUCAGAGGAAGGCUUACACAGAAGGCGUUGUAUGGCGCGUUCGUAAGACGUGCCGCGCUAUUCCCAUGGAAGCUGAACCAGCGCGCAUACGACUUGGUGCUUCCUGUUGCUGUGCUGGAAUCAGAAGCCGAUUUAUUGGAUCCGGGGCGAAUGGGUGCUGUGUUUAUUCAAGUGAAGAAUCAGUCGAGAGGUUUGCAGGAGUCGGGGCUUUUCAAGGAGAUGGCGGAGGAAGGCGCGAUGGCUGGCUUGUCGGAGGAUAGAUGCUGGUACUGGGUGCUACAACGAGUGGUGCAGACCGGCUCCAAGUAUCGAAGCGUCCGCUUCCCAAACCGUGCGUCGUUCUCCUUCACGCAGUUGCUUCGCGGCUUCGAUGGUGAAUGCCAAGGGCUGCUCAAUGCGCUACUCCUGGGCAAUACAAAGUUAUUGGACGCCGUUGACCACGCUGAGAAACCCACGGCCCAACUCCAAGCUGAGAAAUUGUUCUACGAACAGGUCAGUUGGCUGGCUGGGGCGCAAAGUGACGACGGAGAAUCUCCGAGAAACCGUGCGCAAGCCGAAAUGCCGUCAAAGCGGGCUCGACGCAAUUAG